GUGAGAGCACUCUGAAACGUGUGGAAAUUGACCAGAAACUCCAAACCGUUACUGUCAAAAUAUCCGAUGUUAAAUCUCAAAUUCCUCACUGGCGUGAUCAGCUGAAGCCGUUGCGUCUACACCAGAUUCCCGGUGAUUCCGAACCACAACCGCCUCUCAAAACGUACACUGAAGAAGAGCUUGCCGCACAUACUCUCCAAGAUAUCCAAUACAAAGAGAGUGUACAGGAAGAAUUGCUAAAGAAAAAGCCCAACCUGUCGUGCAUCGACGAAUAUAUUGAAAAGCGUAAUGUAUAUCUGGAGCGUGUAAAAGUACUGGAAGACAUCACAUCAAAACGGAAUGAAAUGCGGCAGCUUUACGAUGAUCUACGCAAAAAGCGUUAUAAUGAAUUCAUGCAGGGGUUUAAGAUAAUCACACGCAAGUUGAAAGAAAUGUAUCAAAUGAUUACACAAGGAGGUGAUGCUGAGCUGGAGCUAGUCGAUUCAAUGGAUCCUUUCACGGAGGGUGUAAGCUUUAGUGUGCGACCACCGAAAAAGACUUGGAAGAAUAUAUCGAAUCUGUCCGGCGGCGAAAAAACGCUGUCCUCAUUGGCAUUGGUAUUCGCAUUACAUUACUAUAAGCCUUCGCCAUUGUACUUUAUGGAUGAAAUAGAUGCGGCACUUGACUUCAAGAACAUCUCCAUUGUGGCCCACUACAUAAAGGAGCGCACCAAAAACGCACAGUUCAUCAUCAUUUCCUUACGUUCAAAUAUGUUCGAAUUAUCCGAUUAUAUUGUGGGUAUAUACAAAGUAAAGGACUGCACAGAUUCUGUGACGAUUAAAAAUGUUCCGCCACCCCUGCCACUCACACAAAUGCAAACACAGACACAGACGCAGUCACAAACAACAUUCGAUACUAACUCGAUGUUUGACCAACUCAAGACCAAGUUGCCCGCCUUACAAGUUAUUCCAUUAUCGCCUUUAGAAGAGAAUUCGGAAAAUGCGCCUCCAUCCCAAGAACGUGAAACCUUAUCUGUAGCACCAACGCAAGGUCGCGAUACUACUUUUGCGCCGCCUUGUGAGAGUACUGCCCUAUCGCAAAUGGUUCAGAAGGACCUCGGGAGCGAUACAACACGUUCGACAAUAUCGGCUGUCGGCACUAGUACCAACAGCAGUAUUACUGACACAUUCUUCAAGAAACCGCUGCCGCCUGCUCAGAAAGCAACAUCUUGAGAUGUUCAGCGGAGAUGUAGUACUUGUUAAUGUUUUGCAUGCACUAUUUCUUUUAUUUUACUUUUUUUAUAAAGCUCCUCCCGUUGUUAAAACAAAAUUAUUACGAUUACCUAAACUUAUAAAUAUUGAUCUGAUUAUAAGAAUUUGUAACGGUGAUUAAUUUACGUAUGCAUAUAUUUUAUUCAUUUUGGUUUAAAAGCACAAAUAAUAAAUAUAACCAAAUUUAA
Rhagoletis zephyria (snowberry fruit fly) is the source of this 1438-nucleotide messenger RNA. Its product is annotated as structural maintenance of chromosomes protein 4-like. Lineage: Eukaryota; Metazoa; Arthropoda; Insecta; Diptera; Tephritidae. Gene Ontology annotation, biological process: mitotic chromosome condensation. The record is from RefSeq and is a predicted model, not a curated record. Gene Ontology annotation, cellular component: condensin complex.